Molecule: messenger RNA, 771 nt
Organism: Eptesicus fuscus (big brown bat)
Lineage: Eukaryota; Metazoa; Chordata; Mammalia; Chiroptera; Vespertilionidae
Product: IQ domain-containing protein F5-like
Exons: 4
Coding region: 107-757 (216 amino acids)
Molecular function (GO): calmodulin binding
Source: RefSeq, a predicted model, not a curated record
GCCCUUGUGACAUCACCGCUCCCUCCUCUCCCCCGUCCUGGCCGGGCCGGGCCCAUGGAGCAGCAACCUGAGGGGAUGGUAACAUCGGAGCCUCUGCCCUCCAGCCAUGGGCAACCAGUGCUGUAAGCCCGACCCAGAGGAGGCGGCGGCGGCCGCGGCGGAGGAGGAGAAGAAAAGGCUGACGGUGAAGAAGAGGAAGUUCCGGGGAGACAACAUGGACGCAGAGGUGAAGAAGUACCUUGAGAAAUACAAGCAAGGGAAAAGUGAGGAAACCAGAGAGACGAAGGAAGAAGACCCUCCGACCCCACCCAGCACACCGAAGGUAAAGAAGCCCUCUGAUGAAGAGGAGAGAGCCAAGCAGAUCCAGGCCUGGUGGCGGGGCACCCUGGUGCGCCGGACGCUGCUGUCCGCCGCGCUCUGCGCCUCCAUCAUCCAGCGCUGGUGGAAGCAGGUGCAGGCGCAGCUGCUGGAGGAGCGGCGGUGGGUGGCACUGGAGGCCUACACUCGGCAGAAGUGGGCGGCGGUCCGGCUGCAGUCCUGGUUCCGCAUGUGGCGCGUCCGCCUCCGUUACUGCCGCCUGCUGCAGGCCACCCGCAUCAUCCAGAUGUACUGGCGCUACCAUAACUGCCACACCAAUGGCUUCUUCCAAGGCAGGUACGAACUCACCGCGAACCAGCUGGGACUCGAACUUGAGAUCUUCCUGGGGUCACAGAUUUGUCGGAUUACAGAGUGCAUCCCCUUCCCAAUAAAGAACUGACCAGGUCUGCUCCA